This is a messenger RNA of Talaromyces rugulosus, 663 nucleotides long. RefSeq lists its product as uncharacterized. The transcript is spliced from 2 exons. The coding region runs from base 1 to 663 and encodes 220 amino acids. The record is from RefSeq and is a predicted model, not a curated record. Lineage: Eukaryota; Fungi; Ascomycota; Eurotiomycetes; Eurotiales; Trichocomaceae.
AUGGCUGAAACAGUACUCGAGUUCCAAGGUGUCUUUGGUCAUGUUGAUGUGGAUACCAAAGCUUCUACAAACACCGCAUGGGGAGGGGAAGUGCCGUUGUAUUUUGAUAGACCAGAAUUCUUUUCACACCAGCGAGUCAAAACCAAAACCGGGGCGCAGUGUGGUCUGAAAGUGAAUGGCAUCACUCACGGCCAGUUCUCCCCCGACGGGCCUCCUGCGACCCUAUUAGUUCUAAACUCCAACUUCAAGGGCAUAAAUGAACCAAAUCGCAUUGAAAAUACUAAGAUUACUUUCCGCUUUUCCGAUCUGACGGAUUCUCUUGAGCAAUGUCCAGAAGUUUACGGUUUCCCACCGGAGGGCGAGCACAUCGUCGACAUUUCCAACACCGCCCGCACCGUGGUCCAAAAAAAGGUCAGCUUGUUCUGUUUCGAAUUCUUCAGGGUCAUCACUCGAAAUGAACACUUUACAGGAACUUUGAGUAGCAUCGAACCUUGUACAAAUUCGGUAACUGAUACAGUGUGCGGGGACGGGGUCAUCUUUCUUCAAGAGAACAAGGGAACUAAGCAAGGGGUUGCAAACGAGUUCUCCACGGCGAUCCUAUUUGAGGCGAAAAUCUCUGGCUUCCCCCUUCCGACUCCAGGUGACCAUUCAACCGGUUGGUAG